Molecule: messenger RNA, 1808 nt
Organism: Cheilinus undulatus (humphead wrasse)
Lineage: Eukaryota; Metazoa; Chordata; Actinopteri; Labriformes; Labridae
Gene: tmub1
Product: transmembrane and ubiquitin-like domain containing 1
Exons: 3
Coding region: 170-970 (266 amino acids)
Molecular function (GO): protein binding
Source: RefSeq, a predicted model, not a curated record
UUCCGCCAGAACCAUAGAAGAAGAAGCUAGAGAAGACUCCGGAAGUGAGUGCUUGAACAGUGAAAACAGAUUAGCCUGAUUAGCUCCACAGGCUAACUCUCUCUGAUAUGACGUUUCUAAGCUGAACAGUGUGUUACCUGUGUUGACGUAAGUGGGCGUUGCCGUGGCGAUGGCUCUGAUCGAAGGUGUGGGAGAUGAGGUGACGCUGCUGUUCGGCUCCCUGCUGCUCCUCCUGGUCCUGCUGCUGGCCUGGAUCUCCACCCGCACCUCCGACCCCCCAGAACACCUGUUUACCUCUGCCACAAGCCCCGCCCCCUCCCUCAGAACAAGUCCCACCCACCAUGAAACACCUCAGUCCUCCACGAUCAGCUCAUCCUCCUCCUCCUCCCCCUCCAGCUCUGUGAGUGACAGCUCGCUGACAGAGGCUCCACCAGCCAACGCCUCCUCCCAGGAGGAGAAGGGGGAGGGAGGAGGAAGGGGGGAGGAGCCAGGUGGAGGGGGAGACGUAGGCGGGGCUUCAUCCUCUCAGAGGAACAUGGUGGUCAGAUUGAAGUUCCUCAACGACACUGAGAGAAUGGCUCAGGUCGGCCCUCAGGACACCAUCGGAUACAUCAAACGAACCUUCUUUGCGGGUCAGGAGCAGCAGGUCCGGCUCAUCUACCAGGGUCAGCUGCUCCAGGACGACGCUCAGACUCUGGCCUCUCUGAACCUGGUCCACAACUGUGUCCUGCACUGUCACAUUUCACAGCACGCCGGCCGGGGGGCGGCGGGAGGGGCGCGGCCAGCUGACCAGGUGCAAGUGGCGCUGAAUGUGGGCGGUCUGAUGGUGCCCCUGCUGGUCCUCAUGCUGUCUGUGCUUUGGUACUGUCAGAUCCAGUACCGGCAGUUCUUCACGGCGCCAGCCACCGCCUCGCUGGUCGGAGUCACCAUCUUCCUCAGCCUGGUGGCCUUUGGAGUCUACCGCCGCUAGCUGCUCUCUGAUUGGCCGCUAGUGUCGACGUCAGUGGCUGGGGCGGAGCUCCUUCUGUGACCUCUGACCUUUCCCCGCCCGUGGGGAGACGGAAGCUUCUAGAGUCCAUGUUUGUUCUUCUGUUGCCAUGGAGAUGCUGUGGAGCAUUAACGAGGACUUAAAAGGCCGUUCUGAAAUGAUUCCCUCGCCACUCUAACGUAGGAGAGAGCGCCAUCUGCUGGACGGUUUAAACUCAUCAGACAGCUUUAAGAUAAACCCCCCUCACUGACACGCAGACAGGAAGUUAGUGUUCUGAAACAGGAAGUUCAUGUAGCAGUAAAAUAAACGUUUGUCAGAGAGAGACGGUUAAAGGAGAGAAAUGUUUGGUUCAGUCUCUCUGAAGAUCAAAGUCUAAACGACAGAAUUAAAACCUGUUUCACAGAUUGGACCUUUAGUCCUGAUAGGAAUGUUCAGCUCUUCUGUUUUAGUCUCACCUGAUGUUUUAUUUUGAAAGGUUAAAGUCGCCGAUCCUCGUCUCCUGUCCCCUGAGGAACAGAAAGGUGUCACACCUGGGUGCAGACUCUGAUGGAGGUUUGACCUCUGACCUCAGAGGUAGGACGCCCCUAGGGGUGCUAACAGAGUGGAGGGGGUAGUUUCAGAACGGCCCAGUGUUAAUUUUUAUAUCCUGUUUCUCUGUAGGCUCCGCCCUCUUCAUCAUCGUGCCUCUUUUAGUUUGUGUGUAGGUCUGCUUUAGUGAGUGUGUGAGCGAGCGAGCGAGAGAGAGAGAGAGAGAGAAAGAGCGGGAACGUUUCAAUCUGAGCUUUUCAAAGACAAAUUCUAUUAAAUCAUUUAUUUAUCA